This is a messenger RNA of Chenopodium quinoa (quinoa), 1922 nucleotides long. Its product is annotated as cytosolic enolase 3-like. Bases 196 to 1620 code for a protein of 474 amino acids. The record is from RefSeq and is a predicted model, not a curated record. Gene Ontology annotation, cellular component: phosphopyruvate hydratase complex. The transcript has 13 exons. Gene Ontology annotation, molecular function: magnesium ion binding; phosphopyruvate hydratase activity. Gene Ontology annotation, biological process: glycolytic process. Lineage: Eukaryota; Viridiplantae; Streptophyta; Magnoliopsida; Caryophyllales; Amaranthaceae.
CAUCAAAGAGCUCCAAAAUGUAAAAUUAGCAAAAAAAAAAAAAAAAAAAAAAAAAAGAAAAAGAAAAAAAACAGUCUCACUUCAUUCCCAGAAAUUCGAAGAUUUUCGAUAAUUCUCUCUUCUUACUCGUGUUGAAGAUCAUCCAUCUCCAAGUCGAAAUUAAACAUCAAAAUCAGCUAGAAAUUAUAAGGAAAAAUGUCAGUGCAAGAGUAUUUGGACAAGCAUUUGCUGUCUCGGAAGAUUGAAGAUGCCGUCAAUGCCGCUGUUAGGGCUAAAACCAAUGAUCCAGUCCUCUUUAUCGCAAAUCAUAUGUUGAAAUCGGUGCAAUCAGUAAUUACGAAGGUGAAGGCGAGGCAGAUCCUUGAUAGCAGAGGAAUUCCUGCUGUUGAAGUUGAAUUAUCUACGAAUAAAGGCACUUUUCGUGCUUCUUCUCCUAGCGGUCCUUCUUCUGGAAUGUAUGAAGCCACUGAAUUGCGUGAUGGAGACAAAGGGAUCUAUUUGGGUAACGGUGUUACUAAAGCUGUGAGAAAUAUAAACGAGAAAAUAUCUGAAGCAUUGAUUGGCAUGGACCCUACUCUUCAGUCCCAAAUUGAUCAAGUCAUGCUUGACUUAGAUAAGACAGAGAAGAAGGGAGAACUCGGUGCAAAUGCUAUAUUAGCAGUUUCAAUUGCUGCUUGCAAAGCUGGAGCUGCUGAAAAAGAGGUUCCUCUUUACAAACAUAUAGCUGAUAUUUCUGGUGGGACCAAUACAUUGCUUCCUGUUCCAUCCUUCACAGUUCUCAGUGGUGGUAAACAUGCUGGAAACAAUUUGGCUAUUCAGGAAAUUUUGGUUUUGCCUGUUGGUGCAAAGACAUUUGAGGAGGCAGUGCAGAUGGGGUCUGAAACGUAUCAUCACCUAAAGGCUGUUAUUACAGAAAAGUUUGGUGUGCAUGGAUGCAAUGUAGGAGAAGAUGGUGGCUUGGCUCCUAACAUUUCAAGUGUAAAAGAAGCCCUGGAUUUAGUCAUGGAGGCUAUUGGUAGAACUGGACAUAAUGAUAAAAUAAAGAUUGCUAUUGAUGUAGCUGCAACUGAAUUUUGCAUAGGAACUAAAUAUGAUUUAGACUUCAAGACCCCAAAUAAGUCAGGGCUAAAUUUCAAGUCGGGAGAGGAUAUGAUUGAAUUGUAUAAACAACUUUGUUCUGAUUACCCAAUUGUCUCAGUUGAGGAUCCAUUUGACAAAGAGGAUUGGGAACUCACAAAGCAUUUCUCUACUCUUCAAGCUUGCCAGGUUGUCGGGGAUGGUCUAUUGAUGUCAAAUCCAAAACGUAUUGAGAAAGCCAUUCAGGAGUCCACAUGCAAUGCUCUUCUGCUUAAGAUAAAUCAGAUUGGGACCGUCACAGAAGCCAUUGAUGCUGUCAAGAUGGCUAAAGAUGCUCACUGGGGAGUUAUAGUAGCUCAUAGGAGUGGUGAAACUGAGGAAACUUUCAUUGCCGAUCUAUCUGUUGGCCUUGCUACUGGUCAGAUCAAAGCUGGGGCACCUUGCAGAGGGGAGCGCCUAUGCAAGUAUAAUCAGUUGCUCCGGAUUGAAGAAGAACUUGGCGACCAAGCCAACUUUGCUGGUGAAGGAUGGAGGGUUUCUUGACCAUCUUAAACUCAUACUUGAUCCUUUGUUGUGUGUCCAAAUACUGGUUUUGUAAGCAUAUAGUAGCCCUGCAUUUUUUUUGUCAGAGUUUUUCCGCAUAUGUUUUUUUUUUUCCUCUUAAGCAUAUAGGGGGUAGCAAGAUGAUCAAAUCGUUUUGAGUGCCAAAUGAAAUGAUCUGUUAAUGAGAUGCAUUUUUACCUUAUGUCUUACAAUUUUACGACAUUGUAAAUUACUUUUUCCAUCAUGCUGUUGAUGUGAAAACAUUUGCUACCCUUAAUUUCAGAAAAUCAGUCUUACCCUGA